AUGUUGGGCCGUCGUCAUUUGAAGAAUAGACAGCCAACAAGGGACAAUCCAUUCUCUCCACCCUACAAUAUCAAUACCCCACCACAAUCGAAAACGACGGCCCACCCACGACGACAACCAACGCUACAACAGAAAAAGACGAACAUCGAUGAGAAGACGGCAAAGAUCACGGCCUAUUUCCCCGUUAGAAAGAGCACGAGGAGGACGGGGAAACAAUUAGAGGAGGAUCGACAUCUACAACUACGACAGGCAAUCGACAGUGGAUGCAACGAGAAGAUGCUCGAUGUCUAUCACUGUCCGCUAAAAGGCCGCGGCAUUCGCACCCUCGUCGAUUUCAAGCGGAACGAAUUUGUCGUCGAAUACAAGGGCGAAACAAUCGGCUACUCGGAGGCGAAGGAAAGAGAAUCGAGAUAUAGUGAUGAUCCCUCCAUCGGAAGCUAUAUGUAUUUCUUUGAAUAUUCCGGCAAAAAAUGGUGUAUCGACGCGACGGCCGAGACGAAAUAUAAGGGGCGACUCAUCAAUCACUCGGCCAGAAGGCCCAAUUUGUGGACAAAGUUGAUCGACAUGGACGGGCGUCCCUCGUUGAUUCUAUUGGCAAAGAGGGACAUCGAGAAGGGAGAAGAAUUGCUGUAUGAUUAUGGAGAUCGAGAUCCAUCUAAUAUCAAACAUUCUCCAUGGCUUAUCAAUUCA
Molecule: messenger RNA, 690 nt
Organism: Mesorhabditis spiculigera
Lineage: Eukaryota; Metazoa; Nematoda; Chromadorea; Rhabditida; Rhabditidae
Source: the annotation of a GenBank genome assembly